Messenger RNA from Cuscuta campestris, 1813 nucleotides. The record is from the annotation of a GenBank genome assembly. NCBI's taxonomy places the organism in Eukaryota, Viridiplantae, Streptophyta, Magnoliopsida, Solanales, Convolvulaceae.
UGAUAUAUCAUUUAAUUUAUUAAUUUCUUGAGGUUGUUAUUAUGUUUUGUUCAAUUUUUUAGAAUGAAGAGAUUGAAAAAAAUUGUUCUUUCUAUCCUGUGAGUGCGUGGCACGGGUAGAAAUAGUAGUAGAGGGAGAGAAAGCAACAAAGAAUCACAUCAAAAUCCAAAAGAAGCAAACAAAUAAGGCAAGAAGUUCAGUUCGACUGCUCGAGACUUGGAGUAGUCUGCUCUGUUCCCAAUCAGAUUUUGGAGCACGUAGCAGAAAAAGGAGGGAAAGAUGAGAGAAAUCCUUCACAUCCAGGGAGGCCAAUGCGGGAAUCAGAUCGGAUCCAAGUUCUGGGAGGUCAUUUGCGACGAGCACGGCGUCGAUCGCACCGGCAAGUACGCCGGAGACUCCGAUCUCCAGCUCGAGCGCAUCAACGUCUACUAUAAUGAAGCCAGCGGCGGCCGCUUCGUCCCCCGGGCUGUCCUCAUGGAUCUCGAGCCUGGAACCAUGGAUUCCGUCAGAUCCGGUCCGUUCGGCCAGAUUUUCCGCCCCGACAACUUCAUCUUCGGUCAGUCCGGCGCCGGCAACAACUGGGCCAAGGGACACUACACCGAGGGCGCUGAGCUCAUUGAUUCUGUUCUAGAUGUCGUUCGCAAGGAGGCUGAGAACUGCGAUUGCCUGCAAGGAUUCCAAGUUUGUCAUUCUUUGGGUGGAGGAACGGGGUCUGGUAUGGGCACCCUACUUAUUUCAAAGAUCAGGGAGGAGUAUCCAGAUCGUAUGAUGUUGACAUUCUCGGUCUUUCCUUCGCCAAAAGUAUCUGAUACAGUUGUUGAGCCUUACAAUGCCACACUUUCUGUUCAUCAGCUUGUUGAGAAUGCAGAUGAGUGUAUGGUUCUGGAUAAUGAGGCUCUUUAUGACAUCUGCUUCCGAACUCUUAAGCUCUCAACUCCCACUUUCGGUGAUCUAAACCACCUUAUUUCUGCAACCAUGAGUGGUGUCACGUGCUGCCUUCGGUUCCCCGGGCAGCUCAACUCUGACCUUAGGAAACUGGCAGUGAAUCUAAUCCCAUUCCCUCGUCUCCACUUCUUCAUGGUUGGGUUUGCGCCCUUGACCUCCAGAGGGUCACAGCAAUACAGAGCCCUAACUGUCCCUGAACUUACCCAGCAGAUGUGGGAUGCCAAGAACAUGAUGUGUGCCGCCGAUCCUCGCCACGGCCGUUACCUGACUGCCUCAGCCAUGUUCCGCGGCAAGAUGAGCACCAAGGAAGUCGACGAGCAGAUGAUCAAUAUCCAGAACAAGAACUCGUCCUAUUUCGUGGAGUGGAUCCCAAACAAUGUGAAAUCCAGUGUUUGCGACAUCCCUCCAAAGGGUCUGAAGAUGGCAUCCACUUUCAUCGGGAAUUCGACUUCAAUCCAGGAGAUGUUCAGGCGCGUGAGCGAGCAGUUCACCGCCAUGUUCAGAAGGAAGGCCUUCUUGCAUUGGUACACGGGUGAAGGAAUGGAUGAGAUGGAGUUCACCGAGGCCGAGAGUAACAUGAAUGACCUGGUUGCUGAAUACCAACAGUACCAGGAUGCAACUGCCGACGACGAUGAGCACUACGAGGAGGGGGAAGAAGAAGAAAGGGAUUAAAAUGUUUGAUGUGUCUUUUUGGCUGGUUCAAAUAGCCAUAUGUGAUGUUACAUGUGUCACCUGUUCGUGAGAUGGAGUUUUGUUAACAAACUUUAUAUACCUACCUUAUAGCAGCAUGAUGAAGUACCUCCCCUCUAUCUUAGUGUCUUUUUUAGUCACUAUUGAGCUGCUAUUUCAAUAAGGGUCUACGUUCUCU